This is a messenger RNA of Alternaria rosae, 1041 nucleotides long. RefSeq lists its product as uncharacterized. NCBI's taxonomy places the organism in Eukaryota, Fungi, Ascomycota, Dothideomycetes, Pleosporales, Pleosporaceae. The record is from RefSeq and is a predicted model, not a curated record. Bases 250 to 876 code for a protein of 208 amino acids. The transcript has 3 exons.
GACGCGUGGUGCAGAAACGAUGGGGUGCGACUCCCCUGCGAUGGCGUCAUCGCCCCUGACAGUUUGAAACCGAGGCUUUCACAUGCACGUCUCCAGCCACCCAUAUAUACAUCUUCGCAGAGCUUUAUUCGAUCGACGAGGUGACAACAAUCGCGCCCGGAGUCGUCCUGCAUCGGCGGAGGAUGCGAUCGUCACGUUGAAAACCACUUCGUCCAUGUCGGUUGCCAAUAACAGACCACAGUGCCGAUCAUGGAAGAUUCCUUAUCGAUGUGUGGUUCACGUGAUCAUGCGUCGAAUGAUCCCCAAACACGCUCACCAGCAGCUAGGCAACACCACACGCGACAAUCGAAGCCGCGACCCUCACUAUCUGAAGUCUUCAUUGCUCAUCGUACUACGCGUCCAGACCAAGCAACCUCAAAGACGUUGCCAUCUUGUUCGAGGAGCAAACUACCUAGGUGUUGUAGCCUUCUAAGAUGUAAACGCUCACUUUUCUUCUGGUACAGGGUUUCGCUACCACCAGAAACCCGAUCGAUGAGCCACCUCGUCAUUUCUGAGGUUGUGCCUAACUCUGACAGCAGUCUGCAUAACAAUCACGAACUUCACGUUGCGUGUGCCCCGACACCCUCGCGUACUCCUCAUGCUCAUCAAACUAUUUGCACUAUGGCGACGUCCCACGUAAAGAAUCCGGUACGGUCGGCGAGAGCGCUCAAGCGAUUUCGUGGAAUUGGGACGAUACAGAACCUCAUACGAAAAGGACCAAUAUCACAGUCAACCAGGAAGUACGCCGUUCUGUCUGUGAAGGACUUCUCGAAAAGAUCACAGCGCAAGAAAUUCGAGACCAGAUAUACGGAUACCUUCUGGAACCGGGUACUGUAACGCUGCGUGAGCCCUUGGAUAGCCUGAAAUACGUGUGGCGAUGACCAUAGAUGUGUGGGUAACCGCCCUCAAGCCUGUACAUCUUCGCGAAGCCGCGACCGUUGGAGCUUCGAUUUGCUUCGCAAGCAGUCUGACUUACCGGAAAUCUGGCUUUGCGAGAAUGUC